UAGUUUGUGUAUCCCUUGCAACCGUGGCUGCUACAGCCACAGUUUAAAUUAAUUUGAGCAUUCGCUCAGUUUUCUGACGUAUAUUCUAGAAAAAGUGCUGAGAGUGUCCAUCAAAAAGGGGCAAGCGAAGCCGUUUCUCGAUCUCCAACGAAAACGGGGAUAGGAUAAUCCAAGGGGCCGCCUGUCGAGAAGCCAGGCGAGGGCAAAAAAUCGGAUCAACCGACAGACAAAGCUGAACUGCGGUCGUCGGCGACAAAGUGCGCUGUGCCCACGGACGACCAGAGAGAAUCGCUCCGCAGUGCUCGUGUUCGCUAGUGCUCGUGUUUAGCCAAAACUAGCACCCUGGAGAAGCAUAACAAGCGCGCCCAGCUCAUCCGGGACAAGAUGGUGUUGGCGGAGCGCAACACCACGGAUGUGGUGCGCAACGGGCGCCGUUCGCGCGGCCCCAGUCCCAAUACGCACACCACGGGCGGCGUCACCAACAGCGCCAGCCUCGUGGGCAGCGGCAACAACAGCGGCCACUCCGGGAACGCCAAUGCGAACGAGAAGACCACCACAGCUGUGCCAGGUGCAGGCACGCCGGAGAGCUCCGACGACGACAACUCCACCAAACGGAACGGCAAGAGCAAGGCCAAGCAGUCUGAGUACGAAGAGAAAAUCCGCGUUGGACGCGACUACCAGGCGGUUUGUCCGCCGCUCGUUCCGGAAGCGGAGCGCCGCCCGGAACAAAUGAACGAACGCGCCCUCCUCGUAUGGUCGCCCACCAAGGAGAUUCCUGAUCUGAAAUUGGAGGAGUACAUUUCGGUGGCCAAGGAAAAGUACGGCUACAACGGCGAACAGGCAUUGGGCAUGCUGUUCUGGCACAAACACGAUCUGGAGCGUGCCGUAAUGGACCUGGCCAACUUCACGCCCUUCCCGGACGAGUGGACCAUCGAGGACAAGGUGCUGUUCGAACAGGCCUUCCAGUUCCACGGGAAGAGCUUCCACCGCAUCCGCCAGAUGCUGCCAGACAAAUCCAUAGCCAGUUUGGUCAAGUACUACUACUCGUGGAAGAAGACGCGUCACCGCAGCAGCGCCAUGGAUCGCCAAGAAAAGGCCAUCAAGGCGGUGGUCAAGGAUGGCUCCGAGAACGGCAGCGAGGUGGGCAGCAACGAGGAGUCUGAUAACGAUGACAAGAAAGGGCAUGGCACAAAUAGCACCAUAAAUACCAUCGACGCCACCACGACCUCAACCAACAACAGCACCACCAACUCCAACACCACCACCCCUGCAAAUAUCAUUGCCAACACGAUCAACAGCAACCAUAGCAGCAGCAACAGCGGCGGCGGUGGCAACAUCAACAACAACGGGGAGGAGAACAUCCAGGCCGUCGGCGGGAGCAACACCAUCAGCAACACGAGCAACAACGACAUGGACGCCGAGCAGUUGUCCCUCUUCGCCGGAAACGCCCAGAUCGAGGAGAUGAUGGCACUCGGCCUAGCCGCUGAUAGAGCCAUCGGUGCCAAUGGCGGCAACAACAACAACAACGGCGAAAUGGGGGGCGAUCCUGGCCUGAUGCGACGCAUGGUGGUGGGCGGAUUUUGCAAGAUUUGCAACGUGGUCUGCCAUGUGCUGCACGACUCGCCGCUGGGGCGCAUGUGCAAGAGCUGUCACACCCACUGGAGGCGCACGGGCAAUCGGCGACCCAUUUCCGGGCCGGAGGGCAAUGCUCCCCGAAGGUCCACACACAAUUGCGCCGCCACUGCCGAUCGAUCCAAGCGCAAACCGCCCAAGGGCAUGUACAUCAACCACGAUGACCUCACGGCCCUCGCAAGCUGCGGGAAUCCCAGUCUCUAUUUGGCGGAACGCGAGCGGAAGCUAACAGCGCUCAUGGCCGAAAUACAGAAGAAUAGGCAAGUAAUGGAGCAGCUAGACAAGGAGUGCGAAACCAUCAAUGUGGAUGAUGUGCUUUCCAAGCCGGCGGCAGCCAACACCGAAUCUGCCCAGCCACGCAUCUCUGCCCGUUGGCUGCCGGAUGAGAUCCAAGUGGCAUUGCUCGCGAUCCGCGAGUAUGGAAAAAACUUUCCUACGAUUGCCAAGGUGGUGGCCACCAAAACGGAGGCGCACGUGCGCACCUUUUACUUAAACAAUCGGCGCCGCUACAAUCUCGACCAGAUCGUAAAGGAGUACGAGGCUGGCAAGUCCGAGGAGUCGGGCGCAGAGGAGCAGACCGAGCCUGCUGUCGACGCAGCCGCGGCUGGCGCCGCAACAGCAUCUGCGCCCAGCGCGGCUGAUUCUACAUCCGCCGCGAGCGCGACAGCAGACAGGAAACAGUCCACCGAAAACAGCAACAACGGAGUUGAGACCAUGCAGGAAUCGUUGCCCAAGAAGGAGGACCCUAAGAAGCCGGAGCUGGCAGCGGCUGUGCUCAAGAUUGGCGUGGCCGAGGCAGCAGAUGCCGUGGCCACUGUGGCAUCCAGCACAGCCUCUGGCGUCAUCGGUGCCGCCACCUCCGCCAGCAAGCCCAGCACCAGUGCUACAAUCACCAUUAUAGAUGAGUCUGACACGGCCACGAACUCGAGCAGCGACGUUGUCACCACUGGACUUGCCACAUCCACCGGCUCGUCCGCACUGUCCAGCACAACUAGUGCGCCCGCAUCCAAAACGCAGACCAGCAGCGAGGAGUUGUCCGCUCAGAAAUCCAAUCCCGCGAGCGGGAUCGCAGCCAUAGGUGCUGCAACGGGCGGUGGCCAGACUGCCAACAGCUCUGGCAGCAAGCGGGAUAGCUCUGUAUUGCCCGUCGCCGAGCAGCCGCCGGCGAAGAAAAUCGCGCUCAGCACCGGAGGCGGAAGCAGCGUCGCAGAGUUCCUGGCCAACUGAGGAGCGACGUGUUCACUCGCGAUAUAUAUGCACGCAUAGAUAUAUACCGAUACAUAACAUAGAUUGAUGUUUUGGGGGACGACGUCCAAGAACUGUGCAGCCGGCCAUGCGGUUGAUCAUCGGAUUAGUUAUUUUUUUUUUAUUCUCUUAAUUGUCUUUAAACUUGGGACGCAUUUAUCGUAAAAAAGAAAGCAUCACGGCUUUAUCUAGGCUUGUAGAGAUUAGUUCGUUUGUAUUUGAGGUAACCUUGAGACAGUUCGAUUACACAUAACACACCUCCACACACGACCCCGGGGAUCGUAAAUACAUAAGCUCUGCAACUCACGUACGUAAUCUUUGAAUCCGUCGUAGCACGAAGAAGGAGCUCCGCCGAGCUCCGCUGAGCACCGCUGAUUUAGGAACGAUGUAUCUUUCACAACAAUGUAUAGGUCAGAGAUAUUUUAAAUGGGUUUGACGGGUAGAUACUGUCCUACGGCGGAUCGGUGCCACGUAGACCACACAAAACUAUGGAUUAGUGCGCCCCAAAAGGGAAGAAGUCGUCGAAAUUAGCGCAGUUUAUGUAUGUAAAACUAUGAUAAAUGAGAAGAGGAGUUGUACGCGUGUAAAUUAAUAACCAAACUCAUCAUUUUUUUUUUUUUUUCGUGACAUUACCUAGCAUAUAACAAGUAAGUGGGGUAGCCCUGCUGCCAACGCAGCUACCCCAGCUAAUACAAUCUGGAAUAUCACCCAUCCGGCCUCACCACUUCGGCACUUCGGCAGGGAGUUUCUGUUAGGCCAGCAGCAUGGCAUGGUUAUGGUGUAGCCAACACCUGGCCACCAUUGUAAACAUACAAGCAAGCUAGCAAGCGGUAUCCACAUUGGAAAACAGUCUAUAAUGUAAUAGGAGGAUGCAUGUUGUGGCAGACGAAACUCAAUCUAUACUAAAACCGAAACCGAAACCGAAAACGGAAACCUAAACCGAAAACGGAAACCUAAACCUAAAACCUAGUAUCCUAAGUAUAUACACUGGCCUAUGAAACUCGAUUUCUCUGUUCUUAGUAAAAGAGGUCUAAAUAAGAAGUUUGUACAUCUCGGAUUCGGAUUCGACUUGAAUGAGUCGCUGUCCAACGAGUUGUUAACAAUAAAUAUACGAUAAAUAU
Messenger RNA from Drosophila melanogaster (fruit fly), 3998 nucleotides. RefSeq names its product CoRest (gene CoRest). The coding region runs from base 385 to 2859 and encodes 824 amino acids. The record is from RefSeq and is marked reviewed. NCBI's taxonomy places the organism in Eukaryota, Metazoa, Arthropoda, Insecta, Diptera, Drosophilidae. The transcript has 11 exons. Gene Ontology annotation, biological process: DNA-templated transcription; regulation of DNA-templated transcription. Gene Ontology annotation, cellular component: protein-containing complex; nucleus.